Messenger RNA from Ipomoea triloba (trilobed morning glory), 720 nucleotides. Its product is annotated as proteinase inhibitor type-2 TR8-like. Gene Ontology annotation, molecular function: serine-type endopeptidase inhibitor activity. NCBI's taxonomy places the organism in Eukaryota, Viridiplantae, Streptophyta, Magnoliopsida, Solanales, Convolvulaceae. The coding region runs from base 45 to 542 and encodes 165 amino acids. The transcript is spliced from 3 exons. The record is from RefSeq and is a predicted model, not a curated record.
GCAUAUUCCCUCUACCUAAGAAGUGAAGAUUGAAGGUUCCAUCCAUGGCUACUACCAAACUCGGCUUUGUCACUCUCCUCCUCCUCUGCGGCAUUGUUAUGGUGGUGAAACAUGCAAAUGCCCAACAAAUGAAACCUUGCACUCUAGAAUGUGACGGUCGAGCAGAGUAUAUGAUCUGCCCCUAUGAGCAGGGGUCAAAGGUGAAGCAAUUCCAAGUUGCAGGCUCACUUUGUAUGAACUGUUGCGGAGCAGAGAACCUGGGCUGCAUACUCUUCGAUCAAAGUGGAACUCCCUAUUGCAAUGAGGACCGUUCGUUCCGUAGCGAAACCAAAGAAAUGAAACCUUGCACUAAAGAGUGUGACGGGCGAGCAGAGUAUAUGAUCUGUCCUCGUCUGCAGGGGUCAAAGAUGAUGAAAGUUGGAGGUUCACUUUGUACGAACUGUUGUGCAGCAGAGAACAUGGGCUGCAUACUCUUAGAUGAAAAUCAAACUCCCUAUUGCCAUAAAGAGGAGCGCUCGUUUAUCCGUAAGAUGGCGGCCUAGAUCCAUGCAUAUAUGCGCCAAUAAAACGCAAACUUCAAGUUUGCUCUACGUACUGCAUCUAUCUUUGAAUAAUUAGGAUCGGAUUGGAGAUUAUUAGGCGGCCUAUGUACGCCAUCUCCUAUGUUGUACUGAUCUGAAGCUUUUGCCGAUGUUAAUGGAAGGAAAGUAGUGGAAUUAA